Messenger RNA from Telopea speciosissima, 751 nucleotides. RefSeq names its product two-component response regulator ORR3-like. NCBI's taxonomy places the organism in Eukaryota, Viridiplantae, Streptophyta, Magnoliopsida, Proteales, Proteaceae. The transcript is spliced from 5 exons. The coding region runs from base 295 to 723 and encodes 142 amino acids. Gene Ontology annotation, biological process: cytokinin-activated signaling pathway; phosphorelay signal transduction system. The record is from RefSeq and is a predicted model, not a curated record.
ACGCCCGAAAGAUCUGUAAGCCAAAUCAGAUCAAAAAAUUUGAUCAUCGGUUCUCGAGCUCCUAUACUGUUUAGAUUCGAUUCCAAGGUUUUCCAAAAACAGUACAGAUUCUACAGAGAGGAACAGUGAAUCAAGGAUUUCAAGCUUGUCCCUAUUAAAGCAGCACUGGAUGCGUGAAGGCAACCUGUGUUUUUCCUCUUCUUCUCUUUUGAAGGCCUGAAGGAUUCAAAGUUGAAGUCUUGUGGGUUUUUCUCUUUCUGGGUAUUCUUCAUAUUCGCUUGAAAGUAGGAAAAAAUGUCUGGUUCAACAUCUGGAGAGAAACUUCAUGUACUUGCUGUGGAUGAUAGUAUUGUUGAUAGGAAGUUGGUUGAGAGAUUGCUUAGAAGCUCUUCCUUCAGAGUGACGACUGCUGACAGUGCCAAAAGAGCAUUGGAAUUGCUGGGUUUGGGGAAAAAUAGUUCACAUUGUCAGGAGCCGAAGGUGAACAUGAUAAUCACUGAUUAUUGCAUGCCAGAGAUGACAGGAUAUGAUCUUCUCAAAAUAGUAAAGGAAUCUUCAACUUUGAGGGAAAUCCCAGUUGUUAUUAUGUCUUCUGAGAAUGUUCCAACCAGAAUCAACAGAUGCUUGGAAGAAGGAGCAGAGGAGUUCUUGCUGAAACCCCUCAGGCAAUCUGAUGUGUCGCGAUUGCAUAACCACAUAGUGCGGAUGAAUAGUGUAAACUGAUAUUGGAGACAUUUGAAGCUGAAGAGCA